CAUGAGCUCAAAAUCGUUCAACUGCUCACUCUCGGAUGGAGAGAUCCCAGUAUCCGGCCAGUUCUUCCAAGCCAUUCAGUCCGACCUGUGGAUCUUCAUCAUUCCGGCUGUGCUCACCUUCCUGAUCCUCAUCCUCUUCCUGGAGGAGAUGGGCUUCCUCCUUCGGAAUAUCCGGACAUCGAAACGUAGGCGGCUCAGCCUCUGGAUCCUGGGGAUCUACCCGGUGUUUGCGGUCACCUCCCUGAUUGCCAUGUACAUUCCCAGAUCCGCCUCCCUCUGCAGCUUUGUCGCCUCCAUCUACCACUCCAUCACCCUUUGGAAGUUCCUGGGGCUGAUCAGGGAUUUCUUUGGUGGGAAGAGGCGGAUGUUGGAGCUGCUGAAUGGACAGCUGGUCUCCCCCAAUCCCUUCCCAUGCUGCUGCUGCUGCUGCCUGCCAUUGAUCACUAUCAACAGUGUGAAUCUGAGUUGGAUGACCGUCGCGGUGUUCCAGUUAUCCGUUGUCAGGACAAUCCUCUUCUUCCUGCUGCUGGUGCUCUGGAGUGACGGGAAAUACGAUUAUGGAGACGUCGCUUUCAUUAACCCCAACUCUUACGUCAACAUCAUCAUUGGUGUGUCCACCUUUGUCUCUUUCUACGGCUACCUCUUGUACUACAAGGCUACCAAGAACUCGCUCCAUGGCUACGGCCUCCAGGGCAAGUUCAUCUGCAUCAUUGUGGUCCUGGUACUCUUUGGCCUUCAGAGUGGUAUUCUGGAGACUAUGGGGGCACUCAGUGUCAUCCCCUGCUUCCCACCCUUCUCGGUCGACAUGCGCUCUCAGAUUAUCUUCCAUUACGCUGUCAUUGUCGAGAUGUUCUUCAUCAGUCUAUUGGCCCGUUACUGCUUUCGGAAGGUGGAGCCCGGCCAGGACUCUCCCGAUGGCCUGUCCAAGGCCAGCUCACCCAAGUCCAACCAGGCGGCUCCUGCCUGCAGCUUUCCUGAAACUGACAGCUCCUCUCUGGGCGUUAACCCCGCUUACAGCAGUGACCCUGAGGACGCGCCGUACAGAAUCGAACACACUCCUUUGGAAAAGUUUGACUUCAGGCUGGCUAAGAAACCAGCCCCGGACAGCUGCUUCGUCUCGGUCCCUCUGAACGAGCGGGAGGGAGUCACACGGAAUCUGAGUGGCUCGCAGCGCCAAGCCGGGCCUGGCACGGCGAAUACGGUGGAGGUGACGGCACAGAUAAACCAACCCAAGUCCUGUCCGGACGUGAUGCUGGUCUGA
Hemiscyllium ocellatum (epaulette shark) is the source of this 1261-nucleotide messenger RNA. RefSeq names its product organic solute transporter subunit alpha. NCBI's taxonomy places the organism in Eukaryota, Metazoa, Chordata, Chondrichthyes, Orectolobiformes, Hemiscylliidae. Bases 2 to 1261 code for a protein of 419 amino acids. The record is from RefSeq and is a predicted model, not a curated record. Gene Ontology annotation, molecular function: transporter activity. The transcript is spliced from 7 exons. Gene Ontology annotation, biological process: transport.